Molecule: messenger RNA, 399 nt
Organism: Penicillium bovifimosum
Lineage: Eukaryota; Fungi; Ascomycota; Eurotiomycetes; Eurotiales; Aspergillaceae
Exons: 2
Source: RefSeq, a predicted model, not a curated record
CCCUCUCUGAUUCCUCGGCUCUUCUUGACUCCUCCAGCAAAGCUAGCCUUAGAGCAACCGGUUUAUUCGAGGAUUGAUUCUCCAUAUUUCUGGGCUUGGCAUCCCCCUGAAGACCUUACCGAGGAUGCUAGAUUUUUGUUGGACAAGUGCAAGGCUUUGACAUAUGAGGUGUUGGCCCAUUGGAGCUAUGAUACUGUUUUCAAAUUAGCCCUGACAACUUGGCAUUUUGAUCACUGGGAUAUUGAAAAACCGCCUUCUUCAGCCUCGAAGGAUUUGAUUUCUUUCUUGAGUCGGCCCAAUAACGACAUAAUUGAGAUACUACAAGACCGAUACAGAAGCAUGAUGGGCCAGGGAGCUGCAUUGAGCGAUUCCUUCGAUUUCUUGCUGGUCUUGAACUGA